AUGACCGCUCCUUCGAUGAACAGCACCACAAUCGACGACAAGAAAGAGUACAAGAAAAGGAGAGUACUCCAGAUGGCCAGGUUUUAUGGUGCGGCCGCUUUCACCCUGAUCACCAUGAGACUAAUCUCCAAGGCCAUAAAAGUACGAAAAUACGUCCCGAAUAUGUUCCAACAAAAUUACAAGCCCCCACCGUUCUCCCAAAGGAACGAAGCCAUGUCCGCGUUAACGUUUGCAUCUGCAGCUUCCAUAGGUACGUUCAGCACGUCGAUAUAUGGAUUUUGUUGGGCAUUUGAUAUCUCAACUGCAAGCGAGUUCGUAUUCAAGACAAGAGAGCUCAUGGGUGUUCCGCAAACUGUGGACAGUGACACAAGCAUGGACGAAGAAACUGCCAGACUGACCGAGCAAUUGCAAGACCUUCUGUCGGGCGAAGAGGACAACUAG
Saccharomyces kudriavzevii IFO 1802 is the source of this 441-nucleotide messenger RNA. RefSeq names its product Aim11p (gene AIM11). Lineage: Eukaryota; Fungi; Ascomycota; Saccharomycetes; Saccharomycetales; Saccharomycetaceae. The record is from RefSeq and is a predicted model, not a curated record. Gene Ontology annotation, cellular component: mitochondrion. Bases 1 to 441 code for a protein of 146 amino acids. The transcript is spliced from 2 exons.